This is a messenger RNA of Pomacea canaliculata, 2530 nucleotides long. RefSeq names its product sodium-dependent multivitamin transporter-like. Gene Ontology annotation, cellular component: membrane. The record is from RefSeq and is a predicted model, not a curated record. The coding region runs from base 534 to 1985 and encodes 483 amino acids. Gene Ontology annotation, biological process: sodium ion transport; transmembrane transport. NCBI's taxonomy places the organism in Eukaryota, Metazoa, Mollusca, Gastropoda, Architaenioglossa, Ampullariidae. The transcript is spliced from 16 exons. Gene Ontology annotation, molecular function: symporter activity.
UUGUCAUCACUUGACCUUAGUCCUCCACUGCCCACAUCCAUGUAUUGUUGGUUGUGUGGGAAGAUGUUGGUUCUCUAUUUUGACUAUGCUUGUUGGUUAUGCUCGAUUAUGUCUGCGUGGCAGGCCAUUCUUAGUUUGUUUUAUCCAUAGACCUUUCUAGCAAUGUCCGUAUGUCCUGGUCACCACAUCAAGACAUUUCUGUUACCACUUCAUUACAUUCCUCAUCACACCUGUACUUUUAGUUGUCGUGCUGUGCCUGCUGUUCCCUGCAAUUGAAAAGCCAAGAAGUGUUACAGACACGUGUCUAUGGUCCUUGGUUUACUUGGAAACAAUCACAUCCUAGGUCCUAGGUUACAUCACAAGACGCCACAACUAAUUCUAAUAUUCUAAUAUAACAGCAGGUGGAUCUUUGAAUAAUUCAUACAGGUAAAGGACAGUAAAGAUGAUUCUUUAUCUUCAACUUUAAAAUCAAGUGACCAGAGCACGAGGGCAACAUCUCGUGCUGCAGACGAAUAACUUCAACGCCAACAAGCAUGUCGUCUGCUUCAUCGGAAGUGCACCUGUACCGUGGUGGACUACAUCGUGAUGGUCGUCAUGCUCGUCGUCUCGCUCUCGCCAUCGGCUUCUACUUCGCCUGCACGGGCGGCCGCCAGCGCUCACAGCGCGAGUACCUGUUGGCGGAGGGCAAGAUGAACUUCUUACCUGUCUGUCUCUCUCUCUUUGCCACCUUCCAGUCCGCCAUCGGGUUGCUAGGUGUGCCUGCUGAUGUGUACGAGUACGGCACCAUGGUGGUGUACAACGGUCUGGGCGUCGUCAUCGCCAACCUCAUCACAGCCUUCACCAUAGCGCCCUUGUUCCACCCUCUGCAGCUCGUCAGCGUCUAUCAGUACCUGGAAAUGCGCUACAACUCCAGGAUAGUCCGGUGGAUUGGGGUUUGCAUCGGCAUGAUGUGGACGACUCUAUACAUGGGGAUGGCUUUGUUAUCUCCAGCACUGGCGAUGAAGGGAGUCACAGAGAUCCCCAUCUGGAUGUCUGUCGUCGUCGUGGCUGCCAUAGGAACGGUGUACACCACAGUCGGUGGGAUGAAGAGUGUCCUAUGGACUGACGUCUUUCAGACAGCCAUCAUCUUCGCUGGUCUCAUUGCCGUCAUCAUCCAGGGAAUAAUAGAAAUCGGAGGGGGUCACGAACUCUACACUAUAUCACAACGAGGCCAGAGACUAGUGUUUGAUGACAUAUCCCCAGACCCACGUGUUCGACACACUCUGUGGGGCUUUUUGUUUGGGUACACGGUCUACUGGCUGUCCUGUAACCUCACCCAAUCGUCCAUCCAACGAAUUUCAUCCACGAAGUCUGUGCGUCACGCGAAGCUGGCCUUCCUGACGGCUCUUCCUGUGAACAUCUGCUACGCUGUGUGUCAGGUGUCGGCAGGACUGUGCAUGUACGCCUUCUUCAUCUACACCGGCUGCGAUCCCUUAAGGGCAGGUCACGUGACCACCAGUAACCAGGUCAUAAUCUACUAUGUGGUGAAGGUGAUGGGGUUUCUUCCGGGUUUUUCGGGUUUGUACCUGGCCACCAUCCUCAGCGGUUCACUCAGCACCCUGUCCUCCGGCAUCAACUCGCUGGCAGCCAACACCACAGAAGACCUUCUUCGCCGUCCGUUGUCCAAACUGUCUCCUGCCUCCGUCACCAAAGUCACCAAAGUCAUUGCGCUUUUCUUUGGCUUUGUGGUCACAGGUGUCGCCUACACCUUUCGCGGCUUGGAAGGGCCGGUGUCUCAGUUGACAACAACAAUCCUGGGCGCCAGCAGCGGUCCGGUGACGGGUUUGUUUAUCAUGGGCUUCGUCUUCCCUGGAGCCAACAAGUUCGGCGCCAUCACGGGCUCGGUUGGUGGCCCUUGCCGUCAACAUGUGGAUGAGUGUCGGCGGCUUUGUGUACGGAGCCUGCAAACCCAAGAAGCCUGCGGGCCCCGUGUCCGGGUGUCUUGACUACAACAGCAGCUCCACACUUUCCUCACUUACAACUCAGUCUGGAAUCAACCUGAGAGAACCUGCUAGAAAUUUCUUUGGCAACGAGUCUGUGACUGUUAAAGCCACGUCUUGUGACGUCACCUCGGGUUUUUCCUGUACAACAUUUCCUAUCUCUGGUAUACUCUCAUCGGCUGUGUCGUCUGCAUUGUCGUCGGCCUUGCUGUGAGCUUGAUUACAAACAUCUUCAUACCACACAACUACCCGUCCCCCAGGCUGCUGCUGCCCCUGGCCCGACGGGGUAUGAAGGAGGUGACCCUGACACCAGACAAACCGGAAGCUGAUAAAAAGGGUCAAGAACUGGACGUGAAGAAAUGAUAAUCUUCCCAUGAUGCUCAGCUGUCAACUGUCAGGCUUCAUCGUUGGCCGAGACAUUCUCUUUGCUUGCUCAUCAUUUAAUGUCCAUGUCUUGUUAGUAAUUUAAGAGAAUAGUUUGCUGAUAUUACCUUUAUCCCAAAGUGGACUUUGUUCUGAGAGAAGUAUAGUAGAAUAAAAAAAAACAUUUC